This is a messenger RNA of Megalopta genalis, 1411 nucleotides long. It is a transcript of the gene Chchd3, whose product is annotated as Coiled-coil-helix-coiled-coil-helix domain containing 3. Lineage: Eukaryota; Metazoa; Arthropoda; Insecta; Hymenoptera; Halictidae. Gene Ontology annotation, cellular component: MICOS complex. The record is from RefSeq and is a predicted model, not a curated record. Gene Ontology annotation, biological process: inner mitochondrial membrane organization.
AAGGUGGUUUAAACAAUAAAAAAAGGGUAUCUAAUAAUGGAACAUAACACAACUAUAUGUAGUUGGCAAGUGUAGAACGGCAAUGCUCAUGAAAAUUUACAAACUCUUCUAUGCAUUUUUAAUUGAUCUAAACUUAUGAGACAAGUAUAAAAUAAACAUUUUGUCUUCCUUCAAGAUAAAUAGAAACAGUUGAAAUGGGUGCUGGACAAAGUGCUCGGAGACUUACCAUUAAUAACGAAGAAGAAAUAGAUGUUAUUAAAGUUUCAAAUUCAAUUGUACAACGAUUGACUCAGAAAGUGAAUGAAGCUAAUAUUCAAUCAGGAAAUGAAGUAAGAUCAUCAACUUUGAUGCCACCAUUUCCUAAUAAAGCUGUAUCUUCACCAUCAUUUCAAAGUGGAGAUGCACCCUCUGGAUAUCCUGCAUAUUAUUAUCCACAACUAACGUUAACUGCUCUUGAAAUACAGCAACAAAAAGAGCAAGAACUUCUUACUCAAGAUCAAUAUUGGCAAAAACGAUUAGAUAAUUUAGAAAAAAAUCAUUUAAGAGUUAAUCAAAUUAUAGAUGAGGAAUACAAAAAGGCUGUGGAAGAGUUGUAUGUAAACGAGGAUAAGAAGAAGCUCAGUAUCCAUAACACUAUACAGCCAUGUUUAGAGAAUACAGAUAAAGUAAUCAAGUGUUACCAAGAACAUCCGAAAGAAAUUUUGAAAUGUUCUAAUCUAGUCGAUGAAUUUUAUAAUUGCGUGGAUCAACGACGUGCGAGGGUGAUUGCAGCACGUUGUUAAUAUUUUCCAAUAUUAAGCAUAGUACUUGUUUCACAUCUUAGUAAUCCAAGCUAAUGUUGUUUAAUAAAACAAUUUUUAGUGAUUGCCAAUAAAUUAAAUUAUGUGUACGAAGAUUUUGAAUAUUUAUUACAUUUACAUUACUAACAAUAAUAGGCAACGAUUUUUUCGUUAAUGAUAGCCAAAGUUUUUGUGUUGAAUUUACAAUGACAGCAAUAAUAUAUUAGUAGUUACUAAUCUGUAACUGCUAAAAUGGAUAAUGAAGUGAAAGAUAUUUAAAGUAAAGUAGUAGUAUUUUACUAGUAUAGUAACUAUUUCGUUACAGUUACAUCACGUAACGUGAUCAGCUCAAUUUAUUCUGUUGCUAGUGAUUCGAUUGGAAAUUUUUUGAGUUAAAAUAACAUGGUUUAAGGAGAGCUUUAAGAUGAUUGUACAAAAUUUUUUGUUAAUCCCCUUUUUCUCGAAGUUAUAAAGGUUACCUUCAUUUUUUCAUAGAUUGAUUUACAAUUUUCUUGUACCCAUCGUUAACAUAUACAUGGUUUUAUCAGAAUGUAAACAAAAAAAAAUGUAAGUUUACCUAUAUAGUUUUAUGUUUAUCUGUAAAUUGUUAACAUUAAAGUCUAUUUUUCUUA